AGUGCCCAGAAUGCAAAUUUCUACAUCUCCCACCAAAAGCAUUUUCAAAAUUCCAGAUACCUUCUCUGUAUCAAAUUUCUCCCAAAAAAGAAAAAGGCGCCUGCAAUCAUGAGCUCUGCGGCAAUACCAAAGGGAGGCCGAGGCAAGCCAAAGGCCAAAGCCGUCUCCAAGUCUAGCAAAGCGGGUCUCCAGUUCCCUGUAGGCCGUGUCGCUCGAUUCCUCAAGAAAGGACGAUAUGCCGAGCGUGUUGGAUCUGGCUCUCCCGUCUAUCUUUCCGCUGUCCUUGAGUAUCUCGCCGCUGAGGUUUUGGAGUUGGCUGGGAACGCUGCGAGGGACAACAAGAAGAACAGAAUUGUUCCAAGGCAUAUUCAGUUGGCUGUGAGAAACGAUGAAGAAUUGAGCAAGCUGUUGGGAGGUGUGACGAUAGCGAAUGGAGGGGUUUUGCCCAAUAUUCAUCAGAAUCUGCUGCCUAAGAAGGCUGGGAAAGGAAAGGGCGAGGUCGGCUCCGCUUCUCAGGAAUUCUAGAGGGGGAGGGUACAGUAGCAUAGUGGGUCAUGUGGAUGGGUUGGGUAUUGUUGAUAGCAUGUAAUGAAAGUAUGGUUUUGCAUGUGUAAAUCGCUUUAAAGGGUAGAAUGGAAUUUUGCUCUAGCUUUUGUGCAGUU
This is a messenger RNA of Theobroma cacao (cacao), 662 nucleotides long. Its product is annotated as histone H2AX-like. Gene Ontology annotation, molecular function: structural constituent of chromatin; DNA binding; protein heterodimerization activity. Gene Ontology annotation, cellular component: nucleosome. The record is from RefSeq and is a predicted model, not a curated record. Lineage: Eukaryota; Viridiplantae; Streptophyta; Magnoliopsida; Malvales; Malvaceae.